This is a messenger RNA of Sceloporus undulatus (fence lizard), 7364 nucleotides long. RefSeq names its product MON1 homolog A, secretory trafficking associated (gene MON1A). Lineage: Eukaryota; Metazoa; Chordata; Lepidosauria; Squamata; Phrynosomatidae. The record is from RefSeq and is a predicted model, not a curated record. The transcript has 7 exons. Gene Ontology annotation, biological process: protein targeting to vacuole; vesicle-mediated transport. Bases 666 to 2315 code for a protein of 549 amino acids.
CGUCAUAUUAGCAUCUGUAAACCAUUCUGAGAAUCUUUGUGGCUGAAGAGCGAGGUAUAAAUACUCUAAAUAAAAUAAUUUUUAAAAUGUGCUGAAUAUGCAAACACAGGUAUUCCAAACCUUUUUGCUCUAAACAUAAGGGAGACUUAUGUACUAUGCUCAAACAGGGAGGAGGGAUUUCUGGGUUGACGGAAGGCUUAACUCUGUCUGGUUUUGGUUUUUCAAAUGUUGGAAGAUGUGGAUCAACUCUAAUCCUUUUCCAUCCUCUUUGGAUUUCAUCCACCUCUUUCAUCCAUCAAAAGACUCAGUUGCAGUUGUGAACUACAAUCCCCAAGAUGCACUGGGCCUUGUGGCACUGCAAAAGUGACCUCUGAGAAGAGAAGUAGGUAGUGCACAGCACUUCCCUGGCUGCAGCUGGCAAGGACAGAAUCAGCUGGCUGGGCUAGUAAGCAUAGCCAUGACUGCAGUGACGGUCUCUUAAGGAGCCAGCAGCAUGCAGGACACUCCUUCCUCUUCCCCUGGAGACUUACACUCUUCCCUCCUCUCUGCUUAGGCAUCACCAGCAACAGCAGAAACAGGCACAGAUCAGUCCUGACACUGCGCUGCUCUCCGCCCUUUGGCAGCCUGUUCCUGUCAAAACUGUAAGUUCCUCUGGUUUUUCAGUGAUGGCUGCUGAUGUUUACAAACAGAAAAGUGGAGACGUGCCCAAUGGGUCACUGGUCCCUCCUGACAGACAAUAUGCUGAGAGAUCAGAAAGUCCUACUCCAGGGCUGGCUCAGGGAACCGAACCAGGGGCCGGCCAGGAGGGAGCCAUGUUUGUUCAUGCCAAAUCCUAUGAGGACCUGACUGGCACAGAUAAUCAGGAUGCAAUUCCCCAGAGCUCAGCUGAGAGGGAAGAGGCCCAAGAUGACCAGACAAAAAUGGAGGAGAUCAGCAAGGACUUCAGCGAGUUAAGUACUCAGCUUACUGGUAUAGCACUGGAUCUGGAAGAAGAGAUAAGGCAGAGUGAAGAGGACAAACUCAACAUCUCACCACAGUCCUCACACCGAGAUUCAAUNCUCUCUGGGAAAGAGGAGGAAGAUAUAACCAUGGAGGCCUGGCGUAUGCACCAGAAACAUGUCUUUGUUCUAAGUGAGGCAGGCAAGCCAGUGUACUCCCGCUAUGGAUCUGAAGAGGCACUGUCCAGCACCAUGGGAGUGAUGAUGGCUCUAGUGUCCUUCCUAGAAGCAGGAAAAAAUGCCAUCCGGUCUAUUCAUGCAGAUGGAUAUAAGAUGGUGUUUGUGCGCAGAAGCCCGCUGGUGCUUGUCGCUGUGGCUCAUACUCGGCAGUCAGAGCAAGAAAUUGCUCAGGAGCUGCUUUAUAUUUACUACCAGAUUGUUAGUCUUCUGACAUGGACCCAGCUCAACCGCAUCUUCCAGCAGAAGCAGAACUAUGACCUGAGGAGACUGCUGGCAGGCUCCGAGCGUAUCACCAACAAUUUGCUAGACCUGAUGGCCAGGGACCCCAGUUUUCUGAUGGGUGCUGCCCGUUGCCUGCCUAUGGCUGCCGGGGUCAGGGAUGCAGUGAGUUCCUGCCUCCAGCAAGCCAAAGCCAAAAGUCUAGUAUUUGCCAUUCUACUGUCCAAGAACCAGCUGGUGUCUCUAGUGAGAAAAAAGGACCAAUUCCUACACCCAAUUGACCUCCACUUACUCUUUAACCUCAUCAGUUCCUCCUCCUCUUUUAGAGAAGGAGAGGCCUGGACACCUAUCUGCCUGCCCAAGUUCAAUUCCAGUGGUUUCUUCCAUGCCCACAUUUCCUACUUAGAACAAGACACUGACUUGUGCCUUCUCCUGAUAUCCACGGACCGUGAGGACUUUUUUACCGUGUCAGACUGUAAGCGCAAGUUCCAAGAGCGCCUGAAGAAGCGUGGUGUUUAUCACGCCCUCCUGGAAUCACUGCGCACACCUUUCUACAGUGCUUCCCAAGUAGGAAUCCCAGAGCUCCGUCACUUUAUCUACAAAUCAAAGAGUUCAGGACUCUUCACCAGCCCAGAAAUCGAUGCUCCCUACAUUACUGAGGAAGAAAAAGAGAGACUUCUGGAACUAUAUCAGUAUUUACACAGCCGGGCCCAUAAUUCCUCCCGUCCUCUGCAUCACAUCUAUUAUACUGGAUCAAAUGAAAAUCUCCUGGCUUGGGUGACUAGUGCGUUUGAGCUCUACGUAUGCUUCAGCCCCCUGGGAACCAAAGCAACAGCUCUCACUGCUGUUAACAAACUUAUGAGAUGGAUCCGCAAGGAAGAAGACCGGCUCUUUAUAUUAUCACCCCAGACAUACUGACCACUGUGACCUGUCCUGUCCACCCUGUGGUUACUGAGCUCUUCUCAGUGCUAGUGAAUUCUCAAAGGAAUAUCUUCACACCUCCGGUAGGACCAGAUGAAGGACUGGCAACAUGACACACUCAGGGGUCCUUGUGUGCCUCCUCAAUCCCAACUGGUUAUAAUGAAGAAGCACUCCUCCCCCCAGGGUCGAUAUGAAGGCAAUUUUUACCAGGUUUUGUUUGUUUGUUUGUUUGUUUGGCAGGGAAGAAUGGCUGAGGGGAGCAUCCCCCCCAAAAAAACUGGAAGUGAUCCCUAUAUGCCCUAGAGGGCACCAAGGGUCUUUUCAGUUCAAUUUUUGUUUAAAAAAAAAGGAGCAUUGAGAGAUGCAGAGCAAUGCUGUACUUCCAGAUCCAGUGAAUGACGUAUGCAGCCCCAGACCUUGCUCUCUCCCCCACUCUCUGAGAUAGAUUCCUCCCACAGCCAUGAAUAGGGAGGGGAAAGGCUUAUGUGACGACAGUAGAGCUUUCUGCUCACGUCUGUGAAGGAGAUUCAUAUUUGUUUUGCACUAGAUUUUAGAUAUUAUGAUUACUGCUUCUGUAAUGGAAACCUGGAUGUCGUAACAACCUACAGGUCUAUCUAAAGGCACUCUUCAUUGUAUAUGGCCCCUUCUACUAUUUUCAGACUUCAUGUCUGAGACCGUCUUUGGAAAGAUGCAGGCCUCACCUCCAUGGCUGACUUUUCUUCCUUUUCAGCCAAUCAACAGGUAAUAUUUUCUGACACAGUUCUCCUGAAUGCUCACUUUGGAUGGGUGCUGAGUUGAACUCAGCAACUUUUUUGAAUGAACUGAGUGCAGCAAACUAGGCUGGAAUAUGAAAUUUAGCAGUAUGUGUCUUUAACCACUCCCCCAAAGUUGCACUGUUCAUUUGGGGGCUAAAAACAAAGAUGAACUUCUACCAAUUGGCUUUAAAGUAUUUUCUUUUUCUUUUCCCACUUUGAUGGUAUCAAUCAUUCUGUACAAAAAUAUGCAGAACACAUUUCUAUUUGGUGGCAAGUCCUACAAAUGGGUUCUUCAAACCUCUACCCUCAAGACCUCCUUGGAGAGAAUUGAAAAUGACUAAGGCAAACCAAUCAUAAAAAAAGAAUGCAAAGAAUGUGGAAUCUGUCCUAUAAUGAUGGCAGAUAUAGACUGAAUUUGAUAUGAUCAGUUGGCAAUUUUAUGUUUACAUUUAAUCUUUCUUUGAUAAAUUCUUUGCUACAGCUAUCUCUUUGUAGCAGAGAGCUCAAUGGUUUAGCUUUCCUCAGGUGAAGCACAGGCAUUAGUACUACGGGUAUCAUGACUCUGCUUCCCAUUUCAGACAGAGUUUGCUCUUCCAGCAGCUCCAAGUAGAGACAAUUUUAGUUGCAUGUAUUUUUCUUUCUCCCACCACAUGCUUCUCAAAGUAUGCUUAUUCAUCCACUGUCAUUUCUCCUAUUUUGCUUUUACACUUAACUUUGUGUUAAGGUCUAACUAAGGGCAAGGUUUUUCUCCUUGGGUAAAGGUUUUUCAGGGAGCAUUUUUUUCUGCCAUUCCACUUGUACUACUUUUUUAAAAUUAAAAAUAAGGUGAUGAGUGACAGUGGGUCCAAGAACACUCCUCCCCUCUCUCUUUUCCCAUGUUUUGUAGACAGACACUUUAGUCAAGGCUUCAGCCAAGUGCCACCUUAAUUUCAAAUAUUGAUAAAUGGAAUAGCAGCAAGCUGAACAAAAAAGAUGUCACCUUCAGGGCCUGAGGCUAGGGAGGGCAUGAGAAGAGCAAGUUGGUGGUUCCUUUGGCCAUAGCUAUUAUUAUCUAUUAUGUUUAAUAAUUAAUUGUUUUUGUAGAAUGUAUGCCAUAGGCAGGUUUAUUUUAUUUUAUUCUAUUUUUAAAAUUUAAAAUUUAAAUUUACAAUGCUUUAUAAAUAAAGCUUAAUAUCAAUAAUACCAGGCAAUAUCUGUAUGUUUCAGGAAAUACUUUAAAAGGAUGCAUUGUUGCAGCCAUAGCCAAGCACUUUCUUCUUUAAAGAGGAGAAACAUUGCUGCCAUUUUCAUUGUCCCUGCUGCCUUUCUAUCACACCCUGUUGAAGGCAGCUAUGGGAGAGGCCUGGAUCACAGGGCCAUGAAUUUUCUCCCCCACUCCCCGAUACAAUUCAUUCAGGACCAUGAAUUUGCCUCACGAUACACUUUCAAAGCUAGUCUAGCAUAGUGGUUGGAAUGUUGGACCAGGGUUCAAAUCUCUGCUCAGCCAUGGAGACCUACUGGGUGAAGACUGCUCAGUACAUUUCUGCUUGACUGUCCUGUGGGCUGGCUGCACACACAACUGGUUGGUUAGUGUUGGACUAACAAUAGCAGCAGCUGCUAAUUGCACUUGCAAUGCAUAGGCCCAUGUAGAAAUGGGAGAAGAUCUCAUUGUUUUAUUUUGGACUAAAGCUCUCAGAACCCUAAAUUAAUAUGGCCACUGGCCAUGGCAGGUGCAAGAUUCUUGGAUUUAUAGUCCAAAAAAGUAACUUUUCCAAGCAUUGAGACUGACCAGUGAAAUCCAAGCAACAGUUUGAGAAAAACAACUAUAGAAACAUGAUAAGCAAGCUAUACACUCACUGGGGGAAAGUGGUCCUUGCCCAUCCUAGACCAGGGGUGAGGAAAAUGUCUAUGAGCUACACAGCCACAAGGCUGAUUUUAGAUUCCCUAGCGUUUCACUAGUUCCAGCAAUUUUUGAAUGAUGAUUACCACCACCACUGGCACUGUAGGGAAAUAUGUUUCCCUACAGUGCCAGGGGGUGUUGGGGGCAGUUUUGAUUUUUGCUUUUUUUUUAAUUGCUAGAGCAAUAUGUAAACUGGGACAAGCUUUUUUUUAAAAAACCAAUGAACUAAAUAGGAAGUUGACCCCUGAUUUAUUUCAUACCCUCCAACAUUUCACACGAGAACCAGGGCAUGUGUGGCCAAGCAACAUCAGGGGUGGUCAAGAUGGCAACAAUUAUUAAUGAGGAAGAACAGAUAGGCUAAAAGAGGCUGCAGCUGUUUGAUUUUGAUUGAACCUACUGGGUAAGGUCUCACUCUCUGCAUCCCCCUCGGCUGAGCUAAUUCAGUGAAAACUGUUGUGGUUUGAACUCAGCUUGCAGCAACUGAAGUAAGCUGAGGACAAACAAGGAAAGUGGGAGAGAGAAAGUGAGACAUUUUAAAAGCAGCUGGGAAACUGGGAAGACAGAAGAUUGAUUGACACUGUCCCUGUCACAUCAGGACAGCCGGGGUCUGUUUUGUCCCAUGGAGAGGGGGGGAAGCAUCAUCUGGACAUAAAAUAUACCAGGGGGAUCUCAAAACAUGGCAAAACUGGUACUGAGAGGAUGGGUCAGAAAAGUAAAAAUUACCCCCAUGGCAUCUAGAGAACUCAGCCCAGGAUAUAACACCAUGAGGUCCCAUGGGGGUCAAUGCAGCCCUCCAGCAGUCACCACCCUGUUGUCCAAUGUGUGGCAAAGAUUCAGAAAGAAACUCUUCUAGAACAUGGCCACAUAGCCCGAAAAAACCACAAAAAACGAUUCCUUUCUAGAUUUUCCAAAUGCUAGCCCCCAUUUUAGACCUAGGCAACCAGACUGCCUUCUUCUUUAAGGGAUUGGCAAUCAAAGGAACAUGUACCUAGUGCAAUGCAGGGCUGUUAUCAACAGUGUGCUUUCAUCUGGGUUGUCCCUUAUGAUUGGUUUAAAUGACUGCUUCCUUCUAGCUGUAGACCAGAUCAAAGUUCCCAGUUCAGAAAACUCUCAUGAGUUCAUGUUUGUGGUGUUAUAUGCCACACUGUCAUCCACAAAUUUAUUGGAUUACUCAUUAUUUCAACCACAACGGAAAUUCAAGGGAGAGGUAGGGAAACACUUUGCCCCAAACAACAAAGAGGUUACCAGAGUUAAUUUUAGAUUAUUCAAAUCCAGAUGAGUAUCAGAGGAAACUGAAAGUCAAAUUUGAGUCACUGAGGAAACAGAAUAUUUUAAGAUAUAGGAUGACAUAAUUGAUAAAAAAUAUAGGGGUGUUUUCACCUAUGCAUCUUAAAGCUACUUUUCCUUACAUCUGUCUGCCUGUACAGGCAGCAAUUUGAUUUUCUUACCGCUAUGUACUGCUAUUGUUAUUUGUGGCAGAAAAAGAAUGAAACAAUAAAAAAGAUGUUUGAUUAACUUAGGCAGCCUCAUUUCACAGAACCAGUGAAUUUAACAAUGUAAUGGCCAACAAAUGGAAGUAGGGAUAUAGUUGCUUCAAUAAAUCCAGCAAUUAAACAAUUGGAGUAUUGCUGGAGACAUACAGGAGUCCUACUUUUGGUAUGCCUAAUGUAACAACACAGUCCAUUAUACUUAAGGAUACAUGACAUUAUCUUAUAUUUAAAAAGGAAACUAGCUGUAUGAUCCAUGAGUAAAAUAACUAAAAAAACAGAAUCGAAUAAUACCAUUACUAGGUCACCAAAAUAAAAAAAAAUAUGUGGAGACAGUUAUGUGCCUCAUGAAAAUUAAAAAUCUAUGUCAUUUGAUGAGAACAGAUAAGGGCGCAACAUGGUGGCAGACAGUUUUGGAAAAAUUCUCCAAAUCCACCAGUUCUCUAAUUCCAGCAGAGAAAAGUAUCUAUCUAUCUAUCUAUCUAUCUAUCUAUCUAUCUAUCCGAGAGAGACAUUAUUUAUUCUAGGUUAGGUUUAACAGUGUGUGGCCAUCCAGAUGUUGUUUAAUUACAAUCUGCAUCAGUCCUGGUAGAUUGGUGAUAAAUUCUGUCAACAUCUGGUGGGCCAUAUUUUGUUCACCUCUGUCUCAGUUAGUGAACUUUACCACUCUGGAUUGCAAGUGGGAACUCAUGUAGCUGAAUGUUCAUGUGUACAAAAAGAAAAGGAAAAUAUCUGUAUGUAGAAGAGUAGCAUGUCAGGAAGAAAGCUAGACUAGAGCCUUUCUUCCUAAGAUCUAGUAUUUCAUGUGCAGUUAUGUCUUUGGUAUGCCAGGUACUCCAUUUUCACCUGCAUUACUACACAGUGACAAUUGAUCUAUUCAUUUGUCUUAACUUGUUAAUAAAAUUUAUCUUUUCCUGAUAGCUCA